AUGAAUUUUCAUCGCCGGAGUGUAUCCGUCACCAUAGGUGUACUGCUGAUUGUGGUGCUUUGCUUUUGCUGGAAAAUAUUUGGAUCUUACGGUGCAAUAUCAACGGAACUACCACGUAAUGUGUCUGCCAUCAAAGCUGCAGGCGCAGGUGCGCCUGUUAUACGAUGGGACAACUACGAAGAGUUUGUUAGAGACAUUGAUUUCGAGAACAGCACAGCCGUCUUCAAUUCCAUCCGUGCUGCCUUGAGACAAUCUCCAUCUGAUAUCCAUCCAGUCGGCGUGUCUUAUUUCCCCGCUGUGAUUCCCAAGGGCACUCUAAUGUACCAUGCCGGAUCAAAGGUACCAACUACUUUUGAGUGGUUAGCCAUGGACCACGAGUUCAGUUACUCUUUUGGCUUGAGAUCCCCAUCCUAUGGAAGAAAGUCUUUGGAAAGAAGGCGCGGAAGACCCGGUAAUGGUACACAUGGUGAUCGUCCAAAAGGAACACCGCCAAACGAACACGACCGGAGUUCACAAAUUAUGCUCACUUAUAGAGCGGUACGGGACCUAAACAAAUUUCUCUACCUUGACGGUGCUUCUGCUGCGAAGACAGACUCGGGAGAAAUGGACACGCAGCUAAUGCUGUCCAAUGUUAUUAAGAAAAAAUUGAAUCUUCCGGAUGAUGAUGAAAACGGGCGUAUGGCAGAGCGACUCUAUGCCUCCAGGAUAUGUAAGUGGGGGAAACCACUUGGGCUCGAUGGCAUUAUCAGGGUAGAGGUUGGCUUUGAGGUUAUUUUGUGUGAUUUUGCGGCUGAUAAUGUCGAGCUCGUGUCCAAUAUAGAAAUGGUCUAUCCGAAUCAGUACCUAGGCUUGCCGUCGCCUACAGUAAUUUCAAAGGAAGAGGGCUGGCCACUAGAUGAAGACGGAAAGUUGCUUGAAGAUCACUUAACAGAUGACCAAAAAGCGAUUCUUGAAAGGGAAGAUGGAUGGGAGCAAGUUUUGUCUGGCUUCAACGCUGCCAAGAGCUUUAAUUGGUUGAGGGCGGGUGCGGCACAUGAUCAUGGGGAGCAUCGAAUCCAUCUUGAUUACAGGCACUUUGUGAGUGGAAUAAACAGGACUUAUAUUACUCCUGAUCCUAAUAACCGAAGAUUACUCAGUGAUGGAAUGACAUGGGAAAAGCAAUUGGAGAUGGUUAAUGAUCUAGAGAAAGUAUUGGAAGUGGGGUUUGAUGCCACCCAAAGCAUGGAUUGGCAGCUAGCGUUGGACGAACUUGUUACUAAGUUUGCGCCAUUGCUGAAAUCUAUUAGUAAUAUUCUAAACACCGAUGGUGAUAUUAACGAGUCAGUCGCAAUCAAUACAACAGCACUCACUUUGAACUUUUGUCUAAGAUUCGAGGCCACAACGAAUACCAGCGAUCAAUUCGGUACUGGAAAGAACUUUGCCCUCUACCAAUAUGUGAGUCCAUAUCAGGAUUUGAAGACCGACGCAGAUUUUCUGAUUUGGUCAUCCACCGUCAAAGUUGUUAGAGAAAUCGUUGAUGUCAUUUAUCAAGUUAAUGAGUUACUGGUCCCCGAAGUUCAUUCAAUUUUGAGGGAUAACAAAACAUCCAGUGACCUAGCAGAACACGUUGGAACUGCUCGCUCCGCUGUUGAUGACUUGAUCGAGUCUCUGGGGUGGAUUGAGUUGAACUACCGCUGUGAGAGACAGUGUAAUUGGGAUGAAGUCUGCUAUACUCCUUCGUGGGGUCCAUCCCCAAUGGGCAUGACAGACCCUGGGUCACAUGACGGGGGAUUUGGGACGCACUUUGACGAAUCUCGCCAGAGGCUGGUUAUUGACAGCGACCUGCAAUGCAUUAGCGUAAACAAUUUGCUAGCAAAUCACAAAUUUUAG
Messenger RNA from Saccharomyces kudriavzevii IFO 1802, 1869 nucleotides. RefSeq lists its product as uncharacterized. The transcript has a single exon. NCBI's taxonomy places the organism in Eukaryota, Fungi, Ascomycota, Saccharomycetes, Saccharomycetales, Saccharomycetaceae. The record is from RefSeq and is a predicted model, not a curated record. Bases 1 to 1869 code for a protein of 622 amino acids.